AUGCGCGAAUACUCCGACCCACGAGUUGGUGACUACAAAGACUCCUACUACAAUUUGAAUCUAAAACUCUUCCACACUUCUAGGUGGGCUGCUCGAUUUUGUUGGCCCUACAUAUCGAUCUUCGUCUUCGUUGACCACGACUAUGUCCCGAAUCCCAACAAGUUGUCCAACCUCGUUCGUGACCUAACGCCGGAACUGCGCGAAAACCCAAACCAACCACCCCUCAUUCUAUGGACGAAGGAGUCAUCGGCAAAGCCCUCUGACACAUUCCUCGUCACCGAUAACCUUGGAGAUGGCUUCCUCUCUGCUUACAACAAGGCAGGCUGGGUUGGAACUCGCACUAAAUGA
This is a messenger RNA of Echinococcus granulosus, 348 nucleotides long. Its product is annotated as beta-13-n-acetylglucosaminyltransferase. Gene Ontology annotation, cellular component: membrane. NCBI's taxonomy places the organism in Eukaryota, Metazoa, Platyhelminthes, Cestoda, Cyclophyllidea, Taeniidae. Bases 1 to 348 code for a protein of 115 amino acids. The record is from RefSeq and is a predicted model, not a curated record. Gene Ontology annotation, molecular function: hexosyltransferase activity. The transcript has 2 exons.